UGGACACCACGAAGAAGAAGAAGAAAAAUCGGAAAUUACGUGUGCUCCCUUUUCCUGGCGAAGCUAGAUAAACAAACAAAAGCGAGACAUUAUAUUAUAUUUAUUAAACAGUCUACGCCAGUUAUUCGUGCCUCUGUGUUUACAUGUGACUAUGGUGAUUGAUUGGUCAAAGUGAAUCCCCCACCAAAGCUCAAACGAAGAAGGACUAAGCUGACAUGCUAUGUAGCUAACAGAGGUUAGCUCGACAUGUUUAUUCUGGUGCGGGGGUUAGGGAGCAUGAAACUGGCGCAGGGAUAACGAGAAACUGCUUUUUUUAAUCUACAGGUUGUGGGGAUUUCAGGUAAAACUUGAGCUUUUUUACCGACACUACACUCCGAAAUAUCUCCUCCAAAUCGUCACCAUGGCGUGGGCUCUCAAGUUGCCUCUCACUGAUGAAGUGAUUGAGUCCGGACUGGUGCAGGACUUUGAUGCCAGUUUGUCAGGGAUUGGACAGGAGCUCGGUGCGGGGGCAUACAGCAUGAGCGACGUUCUCGCCCUCCCCAUCUUCAAGCAGGAGGAGUCCAACCUGCCUCCAGACUCUGACAACAAGAUCCUUCCCUUCCAGUAUGUUCUGUGUGCAGCUACCUCGCCAGCUGUUAAACUGCAUGAUGAAACACUCACCUACCUCAACCAAGGACAGUCCUAUGAAAUAAGAAUGCUUGACAAUCGGAAAAUUGGGGAACUUCCAGAAAUCACUGAUAAAAUGGUGAAGAGCAUAAUUCGUGUGGUGUUUCACGACCGACGGCUUCAGUACACAGAGCACCAGCAGCUGGAAGGCUGGCGCUGGAACCGGCCUGGGGAUCGCAUCCUAGACCUGGAUAUCCCCAUGUCCGUCGGCAUAAUCGACCCCAGGGCUAACCCUACUCAGCUUAACACUGUGGAGUUCCUUUGGGACCCGUCAAAAAGAACCUCAGUUUUUAUCCAGGUACACUGCAUCAGCACAGAAUUCACCAUGCGUAAGCACGGUGGCGAAAAGGGCGUGCCGUUCCGCGUCCAGAUCGACACGUUUAAAGAGAACGAGAAUGAAGAAUACACAGAACACCUCCACUCUGCCUCCUGCCAGGUCAAAGUGUUCAAGCCCAAAGGUGCGGACAGAAAACAGAAGACGGACAGGGAGAAGAUGGAGAAGAGGGCGCCACAGGAAAAAGAAAAGUACCAGCCCUCCUAUGAAACCACAAUACUGACAGAGUGCUGCCCCUGGCCUGAGGUCACAUACGUCACCAACUCUCCGUCUCCGGGCUUCAGCAGCACACACAACAGUUUCCCAGUUGCAGAAGGAAAUGGAUCGCCAAACCACCAGCCUGAGCCUGUCGUUCAGGUGGCAGAUGUUAGUGUGUUUCAGUCAAAUUUGUUACCCACAGCGAAUCCACAGGAUGCACAACAGUGGCUCCUAAGAAACCGCUUCUCCCCCUUCUGUCGACUCUUCACCAACUUUUCAGGGGCUGAUCUUUUGAAACUGACCAGAGAGGAUGUGAUUCAGAUCUGUGGUCCAGCUGAUGGUAUUAGACUUUUUAAUGCACUGAAGGGACGGGUGGUACGCCCGAGGCUGACCAUCUACGUCUGCCAAGAGUCUCAGCAGACUCGAGAACAGCAAACCAAACACGAAAACGGAGAUGCUGCCGCCAACACUUUCUUUGUAUAUCAUGCCAUUUACCUUGAGGAGCUCACAUCUGCUGAGCUGACAGAGAAGAUCGCUCAGCUUUUUAACAUCUCACCACUGCAGAUAAAUCAGAUCUUUAAACAGGGACCCACAGGAAUCCAUGUACUGGUUAGUGAUGAGAUGAUUCAGAACUUCCAGGAUGAAGUGUGUUUCGUUUUGGACACAAUGAAAGAUAACACAAAUGACGGCUACCACAUCAUCCUGAAAUGAACUGUGCAGGAGUAAAGCGUUGCUCUCUUCUCUAGACCCGAUCCAGCAAGCCCCUCGCGAGCGUCAUGCUCCUCGCUGUUCCUUGAAGAUGUGGAGAUGUCCUCAAUAAUCCUCCUGAUGCUUCGAGGAGGACAAUGCAACUGAAGCACACAGCCCCCCCCCCCCCCCCUCCUCAGUAAAUCUUACUGUCUAACUUUUUAGGGAGUGACCGUUACCCCCGUGAAGUAGCGUUCUCCUUCUUGGCCUGCCUCUGUCUCCCUUUAAUGGUUUCAUUGUUUGUCGCUUAUGUCUCCUGAAAGAGGUUAGUGGGCCCGCAGCUGCUUUGUUUCUUUAUUUGUUAGCUGAGCAUCUGGUGUGCCAGGACUCUGUGCCUCUGAAACAGUUCGUUGUCUUUUUAACAAGCAACAGCCAAAAAAAAAAGGAAGAAACAAAA
Messenger RNA from Labrus mixtus (cuckoo wrasse), 2342 nucleotides. RefSeq names its product transcription factor CP2 (gene tfcp2). Gene Ontology annotation, biological process: regulation of transcription by RNA polymerase II. The coding region runs from base 401 to 1909 and encodes 502 amino acids. Lineage: Eukaryota; Metazoa; Chordata; Actinopteri; Labriformes; Labridae. The transcript has 16 exons. Gene Ontology annotation, cellular component: nucleus. The record is from RefSeq and is a predicted model, not a curated record. Gene Ontology annotation, molecular function: DNA-binding transcription activator activity, RNA polymerase II-specific; RNA polymerase II cis-regulatory region sequence-specific DNA binding.